Messenger RNA from Bufo gargarizans (Asiatic toad), 1740 nucleotides. RefSeq names its product cytotoxic T-lymphocyte associated protein 4 (gene CTLA4). NCBI's taxonomy places the organism in Eukaryota, Metazoa, Chordata, Amphibia, Anura, Bufonidae. Gene Ontology annotation, cellular component: external side of plasma membrane; membrane. Gene Ontology annotation, biological process: regulation of T cell proliferation; T cell receptor signaling pathway; immune response. Bases 164 to 805 code for a protein of 213 amino acids. The transcript is spliced from 4 exons. The record is from RefSeq and is a predicted model, not a curated record.
UUACCCUUCAUUUCAAAUUCACAAUACUCUCACAGAUUUCCUGACCUUAUUUAAGUCAUUUAUCCGGACAUCUUUGAAAGAUUCAUGAAAUAAAUAGGCUCCACUCAAUAUACAGUGAUAAUAUAUAAAACUUUUGUUUUAUUUAGAAGCAAAUAUAUCUGCAAUGUACAACUGGACCAUAAUGCUUUUGGAAGCAUGCAUUGCCUUCAUCUGUUUCUGCACCAGGAUGUCAGAAGGAACCUAUGUAACUCAGCCAGCUGUGAUAGUUGCUAGCAGGCAUGGAGAGGCCACACUGACAUGUAACUAUAGCGGUUUUGGAGAAAUGGAAGAGAUACGUUUCAGCCUCCUAAAGAAAACAGACAAACAUGCAUUGGAGAUUUGCGUUUUUUCUUUUAACACUAUGUAUGAACCAGCUGCUAUUGGAGACAGCAUCACAUGUCUAGGCAUACCCAGUACACACAAUGUAACCUUUAACAUCUCAGGCCUACAAGAAAAGGAUACAGGGCUGUACAUUUGUAAGAUGGAAGUCAUGUAUCCCCCUCCUUAUCGGGCUACUGAAGGGAAUGCCACCUUUGUUUACAUCAGUGAUUUGACAUACCAAUGUGCACAAUCCAUGGAGCCAGGAGAAUCCGACAUGUACAACUGGGUGUUACUCACAGUCUUUGUGGUUUUGUUGUUGUAUAGUUUCAUUGUCACAAGCAUCCUUCUCUGUAAGAAAAGAAAAAGAAGAUGGGAUAGUGGACAUUUUGAGCAAAUGCUUCAAUCUCAUUACAAGAGUUAUCAUCCUUAUUAUGUUCAAUUCUGAAUUUUAAAGCAGGUUGGAAACCUUGGUUUUACUGUGUGAAACAACAUCAAUUUUAGCAGUAUCUAGAUAUAUUAUGUUCUUAUGUGGAACAAUUGCUAUAUUAUAGAUCAUUUUGGGCAUCUUGUUGUAAGGUAGAUUUUUGCCUAAAUCCACCUAAAAACCAUGUUGGAUAUUUUUGGGUGUUGAUCAUCAGAAAAAAAAGCACUUAUAGCACAGACAGACACAUGGGUGUCUGUGUAAAUAUGUCACAGGGAUCAUAAUUAAUAUGGCCACUUAAAUAGCAAGAUACUUGAAAAGUACUUACCAGUUACAGCAGUUUGAAUUCAUCACAGCUACUCACUUUUAUACCUGGGACUUUUCAGUAAAAAUCUAAUAUAAACUUUUCUAAUUAUCUUAAUGAAAAACAUAACAAUGCUUUGCUUAACAUAACAUGAAUAUCCUAUAGAUAGGCAGAAAUUUCUGUAUUUGUGUUUGAUUAUAUGGAUUUUUUUAUAGUGGUCGGAUGGCAGCUUUGUAUUUCAGGGAUAGUCUCUGAUUUUAAUGGAUGACAAUAGCCACAGCUUUUCUGGCAAUAUCAGCUGUUUGCAGUCUGUGAGGCAUUCAGCUGAAAAUUCCAGUUCCUACUCCCAGCAUCCCAGCAUUCUCAUUAAAGGAGGACCUCUUUAAAGGGAACCUGUCACACUGAACAUGCAGUGCAAUCUACAGGCAGCAUGUUUAAGAGCAGGAGAGGCUGAGCAAAUUGAUAUAUAGUUUUGUGGGGAAAUUCAGAUUCAGAAUAACUUGUAAUUUUUUUCCAAUAUCUUGGGCUUAAAGGGUAUCUGUAGCCAGUAAAAUUCAUGACCUAUCUUCAGGAUAAGUCAUCAAUAUCUUUGUACGGUACUUAUAGUAGGAGACAGCACACCAGUGGAUUUAUUUGAUUACUUCUUUUAAUUUUA